Messenger RNA from Durio zibethinus, 3112 nucleotides. RefSeq names its product homeobox-leucine zipper protein HDG5-like. The record is from RefSeq and is a predicted model, not a curated record. Lineage: Eukaryota; Viridiplantae; Streptophyta; Magnoliopsida; Malvales; Malvaceae. Gene Ontology annotation, molecular function: DNA-binding transcription factor activity, RNA polymerase II-specific; lipid binding; DNA binding. Gene Ontology annotation, biological process: regulation of DNA-templated transcription.
GGGCAGAGCAGUGACUGUCUGUUUUAAGCUUAGAAAUCAAAGCAAAAGCAAAGAAAAGAAGAGAAGGGAAUUAUUAUUUUCUCUUCUUCUUCUGCAAAGAAAACACCGACAAAAUUGGUGGACUUUUUCAAGUGAAGCCCGGAACACGUACGAUUUUACUCUACUUGAAAAACCUUGUCACAUCAAAAGGAAACAGUGAGGAGAAGAUCAAAAUGUAUGGAGAUUGUCAAGUCAUUUCAUCCAUGGGAGGGAAUGUGGUAUCUUCAGAAACCCUAUUUUCAUCACCGAUUCAAAACCCUAGUUUCAAUUUCUUGCCUUUCCAACCUUUACCUCCCAUGAUUCCUAAAGAAGAAAACGGGCUAUUGCUGAGAGGGAAAGAGGAGAUGGACAGUGGGUCUGGGAGUGAACAAGCAGAAGAGAAAUCAGGGAAUGAGCAAGAGAGUACUGAGCAACCACCUAAGAAGAAACGUUACCAUCGACACACUGCUCGCCAGAUCCAAGAAAUGGAAGCUGUUUUUAACGAAUGUCCCCAUCCUGAUGACAAGCAAAGGAUGAAACUAAGCCAAGAACUUGGCCUUAAGCCUCGCCAAGUCAAGUUUUGGUUCCAAAACCGCCGCACUCAGAUGAAGGCUCAACAAGAUCGAUCUGAUAAUGUGAUACUUAGAGCUGAGAAUGAGUCCCUCAAGAAUGAGUUUUACCAGCUUCAAGCGGAACUCAGCAAACUUGUUUGUCCAAAUUGUGGUGGUCCAGCUGUGCCUGGAGGGAUUUCCUUUGAAGAGAUUCGGAUAGAGAACGCAAGGCUUAGAGAAGAGCUGGAACGGGUAUGUGCUAUUGCGUCGCGAUAUAUUGGGAGGCCAAUCCAAACAAUGGGUGCAGAUCCUGCAAUGAUGCCACCUUCAUUGGAUUUGGACAUGAACAUAUAUGCAAGGCAUUUCACAGAGCCUAUGGCUUCCUGUGUGGAAAUGAUGCUAGUGCCUAUGCUUCCGGAAACAGCCUCCUUCCCCGAGAAUAAUAAUCUAGUUCUAAUGGACGAGGAAAAAACAGUUGCAAUGGAGCUUGCUAUGUCUUCCAUGGAUGAACUUGUGAAGAUGUGCCGAGCAAAUGAACCUCUUUGGAUCCGAAACAAUGAAAAUGGGAAGGAAUUACUCAAUCUUGAAGAACAUGGCAGGAUGUUUCAUUGGCCGUUAAAUCUCAAGCAGCGCCCGAGUGAGUUCAGGACUGAAGCUAGCCGUGAUUGUGCAGUGGUCAUAAUGAAUAGCGUUACUUUGGUAGACGCAUUCCUUGAUGCUAACAAAUGGACUGAACUGUUUCCAUCAAUCGUUGCUAGAGCAAAAACUGUUCAAGUAAUAUCACCAGGUGUUUCAGGAACAAAUGGUUCCCUUCAGCUGAUGUAUGCAGAAUUGCAAGUUCUAUCUCCAUUGGUGCCCACUCGAGAGGCUUAUUUUCUUCGUUAUUGCCAACAACAAAAUCUAGAUGAUGAGACUUACUGGGCAAUUGUUGAUUUCCCCUACGAUGGCUUUCAUAACAACUUAGAAACUUCCUUUCCCUUAUACAAGAGAAGGCCAUCUGGCUGUCUGAUUCAAGACAUGCCUAAUGGGUAUUCAAGGGUUACAUGGGUUGAACAUGCAGAGAUAGAGGAGAAACCUGUCCAUCAGAUAUUUAGCCACUUUGUUUACAAUGGGAUUGCUUUUGGAGCACAUCGUUGGUUAUCUGUUUUAGAGAGACAAUGUGAAAGGAUUGCUAGCCUCAUGGCCAGAAAUAUCACUGACUUAGGAGUGAUACCUUCUCCGGAAGCAAGGAAGAAUUUAAUGAGACUUGCUCAAAGAAUGAUAAGGACUUUCUGUGUCAACAUCAGCACUUCCAGUGGUCAGUUGUGGACAGCUCUACCAGAUUCCUCUGAUGAUACUGUUAGAAUCACAACAAGGAAAGUCAUGGAACCUGGCCAACCCAAUGGCCUGAUUCUUUGUGCUGUAUCUACUACUUGGCUGCCAUAUCCUCACUACCAAGUUUUCGAUCUUUUGAAGGAUGAACGCCGUAGAGCUCAGCUGGAGGUUCUUUCAAAUGGGAAUGCCUUACAUGAGGUCGCUCACAUUGCUAAUGGCGCCCAUCCUGGAAACUGCAUUUCACUUCUUCGAAUCAAUGUCGCAAGCAACUCCUCACAGCAUGUAGAGCUAAUGCUGCAAGAGAGCUGCACAGACAGAUCCGGUAGCCUUGUUGUUUACUCCACCGUUGGUGUUGAUUCCAUCCAGCUAGCAAUGAGCGGGGAGGACCCAUCCUGCAUCCCUCUACUUCCCUUAGGCUUCUUCAUAACCCCAGUGGAACUCAUCAGAGAUGAAGGCAAAUCAGUCCCACCAUCUGAAGAGGCAAAUGGACAUAUUCAAGGGAGUCUACUCACGGUUGGGCUUCAAGUUCUUGCCAGCACAGUUCCAUCAGCAAAGAUCAACCUCUCAAGCAUUGCCGCCAUCAACAACCAUUUAUGCACCACCGUUCAUCAAAUCAGUGCUGCUCUCAGUAGCAGUUCCCCUAGCAGCCCCGGUAAUGGGAAUGGUGUAGGCUCUUGCACUGAGCCUGCUACCGCACACGAAAAAUAGGUCUGGGAUCUUUGUGAAUUACCUAUAACAUCCCUAUAUUUAUGGAUUUGAGAGAUGGAAGACUGGGGAAGUUAUUGGUAAUUUAUUAGAAAAUCAAGUUGUAGUAAUUAAUGUGGUAAGUAAGUCAUUUUGUAACUAAGGGAACGGGGCUACGUAGUUGUUUCAGGUAAGGAAAAAUUUAAGAAAAAUGUGUAAUAUUAGCUAUGGAUGUUGGGAGGGUAAAGGCUAAAAAGAAAUACUAGUAAACUAUAUCUCCAUGUAAUAACUAGAAGGAGUCAAGAGCGCACCAGCUCUGACCCUUGCUUUGUGGUAAGGCCUAAAGAUGAGACCUCACCAGUUAGCAAGGGUGGUGGUUCGGGUAUUGACUUCUGUUUUAUUGGCCUUCUUUUGCUUUUCUGAAUUUAAUGCUGCUGCUUAGUUUCUAAUCAAGGUAUCUGUCUGCCUCCGAUUCUCAAUAUUGAUAUUAUAAUUUAGUUGUUUAGGAACGUAAUCAUUCUUUCCCCGCUAAUUUCAUAACAUAA